AUGACCACCACCGCCGUUGCCGCCCACACCGCUCAGGAGUUUCGCGCCGCCACGGAGCGGGCCGCCGUGUACCCUGGCGACGCGGGCAUCCUGCGUCUCACCGGCGAGGACGCCCGCGACCUGCUCAACCGCCUGUCCACCAACGAGAUCGACCCGGAGGCGCCGGCCGGCGAGGUCGCGGUGACCGUGCUGACCAGCGACCGCGGCCGCAUCGUCGACCUGGUGUACGUCAUCCACCGGGGCGACCACCAACUCGUGCUCACCAGCCCGGGCCAGCAGCAGAACGUCAUCGACUUCCUGGACAAGUACACCAUCAUGGAGGACCUGGAGGUUGAGGACGUCACCGAUAGCGCUGCGCUGCUCACGGUGACCGGGCCGGACGCCGCCGACAUCCUGGGCGGGGUCCCGCACGAGGAUGCCCUGGUGGUGGAGCCUCCGACGGACUCCGACGACCCGGAACGCAUGUCCACCCGCUACCUGCUGUGCGACGACCCUGACGGCGCCGGGCGAAUCACCGCCGACCUAGAAGCGGCCGGCGCCGUGAGCAUCAGCGCGGAGACCGCCGAAACCCUGCGCAUCGCCCAGGCACGGCCGGCGCACGGCAGCGAGAUGAGCGACACCUACAACCCGCUGGAGGCCGGCCUGGUCGGGGCCAUCGACUUCCACAAGGGCUGCUACAUCGGCCAGGAGGUCAUCGCGCGGCUGGACACCUACCAGAAGGUGCAGAAGUACCUGGUGUCCCUGAGUUUCGACGCCGACCCGGCCCAGGCCGGUGCGCUGCCCGGGUCGCGCCUGGUCAACGACGAGGGGGCGGCGAUGGGAGUGGUCACCUCCGCGACGGUGGUUCCCGCGGCGGAAGGCGCGCGCCUCAUCGGGCUGGGCUACGUGCGCACCGCGGCGGUGCAGGUCGGCGGGACGCUGCAGGCGAUUUCCGACGACGGCGAGACCGAUGUCGCCGCGCGCAUCACCGCCCAGCCGUUGCUGUUCGGCGGGGAGAAGCCGGGGCCGGCGCACUAA
Geodia barretti is the source of this 1017-nucleotide messenger RNA. The record is from the annotation of a GenBank genome assembly. Lineage: Eukaryota; Metazoa; Porifera; Demospongiae; Tetractinellida; Geodiidae.